GCCCUGGAAGGUCAAGUGGUGGGGGCCGCGCUAUUCUUCCUGCUAGGGAAACGUGCCCCGUGCCUAAGGGCUCUGUGCUUAUUCCGCUUGUUCCUUUUGGGGUGUUAUCACCUGAGAAAGGGGAAUAUAAUUCCGAGAAGCCCCCUUCAGGGUCCUGUUCUGCCUGGGGGUGGGAGACAGCUGGCCUACCGGGCGGGCCAGCAAUCCAUCGUUCACAAAGGGGUUGGCCUAACUACAGUAUGGUGCUGUUUCGGUAUUUGUGCCAACUCUACAAACGAUUGCUUCUGUCCAGUUUAGAAACUAGCUCAAUAAAUGUAGGUAUUUGGGCCAGAAGUAUACAUUCUUCAGCAGAAAGGCUGGAAGUGACUUAUGAAUAUGGAAUUAAAAAGCAAAUGAUGCAUAACCAUGAAGUUCAAAAGCUACAUCAAAGUGCAGAUGAUGAAGAUUGUAGAAGACCACAUAUACCAGUGAUGGUGAAAGAAGUCGUUAAUUGUUUAUCACCCCAGCAGGGACAGAGAUGCUAUACACUUCAGUCCCCAGUGCAAUGGAACAUGCAGUGUAUGCUUGAUAUGACGUUUGGAGCAGGAGGUCAUACUACAGCCCUUCUACAGAAAGUAACUGAUAUUACAAUAUAUGCACUAGACAGAGACCCAGAAGCUUAUAAAAUAGCUCAGCAACUUUCAGAAUCAUAUCCGAAACAGAUUCAGGCUCUUCUAGGGCAGUUUAGCCAAACAGAAUCCUUGUUAAUCUCAGCUGGAGUGGAGCCAGGAAUGCUAGAUGGAGUUCUUUUGGAUGCUGGGUGUUCCUCUAUGCAGCUUGAUACUCCUGAAAGAGGUUUUUCCCUGCGAAAGGAUGGCCCUUUGGAUAUGAGGAUGGAUAGUGGCAGGUAUCCUGACAUGCCCACCGCUGCUGAUGUUGUGAAUGCUUUAGAUCAACAGGCGCUUGCGUCCAUCCUGAGAACAUAUGGGGAGGAGAGGCACGCCAAGAAAAUAGCUUCAGCAGUCGUUCAGGCACGCAGCAUCUACCCCAUCACCAGAACUCAGCAGCUUGCCAGCAUUGUUGCAGGUGCUUUUCCAGCAAGAGCUUUGUAUGCCCGAAAAGACUUACUUCAGAGACCUACACAUGUUGCCACCAAAACUUUCCAAGCCUUGCGUAUAUUUGUGAAUGAUGAGCUCCGCGAACUCUAUGUAGGGUUGAAGAUAGCUGAGAAGUUUCUGAAACCUGGAGGUCGACUUGUAGCCCUUUCUUUUCAUUCACUAGAGGAUCGUAUCAUCAAACGAUUCUUUCAAGGAAUAGAUGUUUCAGAAAAGUCCAACCUUAACAUAAGACAGAAGAUAAGACGAGGACAAAAAUAUUAUUCAGAACAAGAUGUGGAAGAAUUCUCUAGUGAAAAAUCCAACUCAAGGUGGACAUCUAUACAGAAAAAAGUGCUUACUCCCCAGGCUGCAGAUGUUCAAGAGAACCCAAGAGGGAGGUCUGCCAAACUAAGAGCUGCUAUCAAACUGUGAAAUAAAGUAAAAUAGUCUGAUUUUCUCUUUAUAUUAAAUAUGCUUUUGUAAAUUUUCAUCUUUCAAACUAUACGGAGAUGGUCAAGUUGAAAAAUAAAAGGAAAGAAAAAAAUAUCUUAGGAAAGAGUCUUGACUUCUAUCUUCAGUCUUCAAUUUUAAUUAAGUUGUGGAAUUGAAACAUGGAGCAUCACAUGGUAAAGCAAGUCUAAAUCAAUGGGCAUAACUAAUAUUAUUAAUUUCUUUAGAAAAACAGUUCUUGAAACACAAGGCUCAGGUGUCUGUAAUAGCAACCCUUGUAUGUACAACUUAAACAUAUAGGGCUCUAUGCACCUAUUUAUCCACAGCAUAAACUCCCAUUGAAUUAUUCCAACUUCAAUCCCACAAUUGAUCAUGUUGUGCCUUAUUGUUUUAACAUAUACAUUCUUUAAAACAGCUAAAAUUUGAAGUCUAUUUAAAACUUCUUGAAUGAGUAACAUCAUAGAUUGAAAAUUAAUAUUG
Messenger RNA from Dermochelys coriacea (leatherback sea turtle), 2006 nucleotides. RefSeq names its product methyltransferase like 15 (gene METTL15). Lineage: Eukaryota; Metazoa; Chordata; Testudines; Dermochelyidae. The coding region runs from base 240 to 1508 and encodes 422 amino acids. Gene Ontology annotation, molecular function: rRNA (cytosine-N4-)-methyltransferase activity. The transcript has 7 exons. Gene Ontology annotation, biological process: rRNA base methylation. The record is from RefSeq and is a predicted model, not a curated record.